AGCACCGUGCCGAAAACAUAAGCAUACGGCAAACACAACCGAUAACACUGUACAAACAAAACACUAAGAUUACAACAAAGCGAUCAGUUUUGAAGUGGAUUCUAACAGCUAAAUUACGAGGCGAACUUAUUUACCAAGUUUGAGGAGGACACAAUAAGUGCGUCGGACUGCGCUGCCUCUGACAGGAUUCCCGGCUCAACACCCUAUACGUGGUCAUGACCUGGUACCGACAAACUUCAAAUGUCUCAGGCAUUUUCCUGAUCAUUUUAUUCAGUCUUACAGUCAAGCCUGCAACCCUCAGUCCAGUGGCAACAGACGUAAACGCAGUACGUGACAACUUUGCAGCAUCCACUUCUACCCAGAAACAGGCUGAAAAUAUUCAACAAGCUGAGAAACAGAGCUUGCUUGAUGAUGCACCCGAAGAUGAUGAUGAGCUUUUUAAAGACGUUGAUCCGAGAACCUUAGCAGCAGUGCUCCUUGAAGCCCUCAAUAAUCCACAGAAGGAAAAGAUGACUGUAAGGGAAGACAAAGGAGCAGAAGAGGAAAAGGAGAGGGAUCUUCAGGGUGCAGACAGAGACAGAGAUGGCCAUCAAGAGCUGGAAUUGGCCAUGGCAGCUGCUGCAGCACAAGGAAAGGAAGAGAAAGAAAAAGAAGAGGAAGAAGAGGAGAAAAAAAGAGCUGAGGAAGAAGAACGGCUAACUGAGAAAGUGAAAAGCCACACCACCACUCAGACCAUAUCACCAAAAGAGCCAGUUGCACCACAGGAAGAGGUCACAAAAGAGGAGGUGAUGAAGGAAACGGAGAGGCAGGAGCCUGAGAAAGAAGCACUGGGAGAGGAGGAAGAGCAACUCAGCCCAGAAGAAGUAAAAAACCUAGAAACCAUGUUGGAGGAAUUUCAGAGUUACAGCACGGCCACUAAAAGAGAGCGUGACGCUUCCACAGGACACAGGGAAAGCCGUGGGGAGUAUUUUGAUUACUUAGACCGUAAUGGCCUUAUGAACAAUGAGAUCAAGCCCAAAUCCAAGGGCAAUGACCUAGCACUGUCCAAGAUGAAGCUUAAGUGGCAGCUCGAACAAGAAAAGAACAAAGUUCAGCCUUCUCAAAAGGGAGGCAACUUCAUGGACGACUUCAGCAACAAUUUCGCUGAUCCAGAGAAAGAAGACGAGGAGGAUCAAGAGGACGAAGAACUGCUGAGCCCUGAAGAAGAGGAAACUCGGGCCAAAGCAGAGCAAGAGGAGGUACGCAGACAGGCAGCAGAGGCCCAAAGGGCCAAGGCAGAGGAGGAAAAACUUGCAGACAUCGCAUCUGACAUGCUGCUGAAGUACAUAGUCAAACAGGACAAGAAAAAGAUUCAGGAUGGUGCAGAAGAUAAGCGCUCGGAUGAGCAAGACACUAGUGAUGAUGAUGAUAUCGACCCACAAACCAUUGAUAAGCUAAUUGAGAUCUCCAGUAAGCUGCAUCUUCCUGCCGACGACGUGGUUGACAUAAUCAGUGAUGUGGAGAAGAAAAAGAAAAAAGAUGCACCAGAAAAUCUCCCUUGGCAACGUCCUCUCGUACCGCCUUCGGCACCCGUGGCAACAUCUACUCUGUUGCGCAAACCACCUCCCUCAAAGCCUCCCCAACCCAACACGAGCCCACUGAAAUCAUGGUUCAAAGACAGGGCCUCAGUCAAGGCCACCAAGCCAGAAAUUUGGUCGAGGCAGCAGUGGCCCUUUCGUACCUACCCUUCCUACAACUUUUAUCAAAAACCCUAUCGAGGCCGAGGGUAUUACCCCAUCUACGUCCCACCUACAAAACUCAAAUCCCAAUACUAUUCCAAGCCUGCUUUCUCCAUCAAUGAUGUCCUGGGAAACUCACUGGACUAUGACUUCGAUUACUCCUCCAGAAGAAGGCCCCGUCCAUGGGCGCAACCACGUUCCAGGACCCCACCGGCGUUUCAGAGGAAGCUCUACUUCCCUAAUUACAUCGUCCCUCAACCCCGGACUUUCAAAGCUGUGCCUAUGCCUAAGCCUCGAUCUCCUCCACGUCGUUGGCCGUCCUUUUAUUAUCAAGCCCGAGCUCCUGUAGUUACCAGGGAGGAUGAUUACUACAAUCCACUGAGACAGCCACAACAUGAUAGCCAAGAGGAGCUGGAAAACUUCAUUGAGAGAGUCCUCAUGAAACAUCCUCGGAUGUUUCAGUGAGAAAAGUCCAAGAGUGCUGAGAAGAAGCAAAACGAGAAGGAAGAAAAAGGGAAAAUAAACUAAAAAGACUGUUCAUAGCUAGCCACAUUUUUAUUCAUUUCUUUAACAGCAACUUGGUUUUAAUUCCGUCCAUACAUGAGCUCUUUCACCAAGUGCUGUUUCUUUAGCAUUUGAACAGCGUUUACCCUAAAACAGAGAGCAUUCAGGAUCCUCAUCUCGAUCUAGACACAUCUUCCACCCUCCUCCCCCUGGAAAGACUGAAAGACCAGAAAAGCCACUGGUAUGGUGUGAGGAAAGGGUGCUGUUACAUCUUAAAUACCCAACAUAAACUCUUAAGUUCAGCAUAUUCCAAGAAAGCCUUUAAAAUAGCAUGAAUUUAAAAACUUUUCAUCCCAAACAGAGACUUGCCAAUACUAUGGAAACAAAAUGAUUACGUACGCCUUAUCUCGAAGCAACUUUUGUUUUUUUGUUACUUUGGACAUUUCAAACACAGUGGCCGUUGAUCGUAUUAUAAAAGCAUAGCAAAAAAUCUUUAAUUGCACCUUUAAAGAGUAUAUAAUAUACACUUCAAACAUACGAAAACAUCAGAAAUGAUACACCAUCACAGUGCCAUACUGGUGGAAAUGUAUGUUUCGUUUAUUUUAUACACCAAAUGUAUUGUAUUACUUGUACCUCAAACUAUUCUGCUUGAGCAUUUACCAUUUGUGCGUUCCCUUGUGAAACGAGAACUCACACAAAGUCUUGUAUAUAGAAUUAGUUUCUUAUCGCUGUCUGCAUUUAAAUUUUCCUCAAUGUGUUUUUACCACGGUUUUUUAUGCAAAAAAGAUAGAAAGAUGGUGCAUUCAUACAUUCCAACAUUUUUUAAUAAACAAAAGUUAUUUCAUAGAAGCUGUUUUGAAUACAACUUUUAAUUGCCUUAAGACACUCUCUUCCCCUUUUUCAGAUAACAGCAUUUUUUCCUAGACUGGCUGGAAGGUCUAUUUUCUCAUGCUCGUAAGACUUUAAGCAUAAAUAAUUUAAAUAAUUGAUCCGCUAAGUUUCAAAAACUAAAUAACUGUACACGAAACAGUUUUUAAAAAUAUUUGUCAACUUUCUUGUCCCUAAACGAGUUACAUUUUAGCAAAUUCAAUCACUGGGCCAAUGAGCGCUCAAUCAAAACAGCACACUGUAAAAAAUGUUUUGCUGCCUUAAAAACUCGGAUUUACAAGUCAUUUCAACUUACUAUUAUUCAUCUUGACUAGAGAUGAAUUGUUAUAACUACAGGUGAGUUGUUAUAACUUAUAAAAUUAAGUUGAAUUUUCUCAACUACAUUUUAUAAGUUGAGACAACUCAUCUCUGUUGACAUAACUUGUAAAUCUGAGUUGAUUUAACAAAAAAUUUUAAAGCAGCAAAGUUUUUUUUACAAUGCAUAGACAAUCUGCUAAUCAAAACUGAUCACAUUUCAUAUUGAAAGGUAUUGAAGCAACUUCAAUCUUUGAAUUGUAGGUUUCUUCCAAUGCAGUCCAUUCUGGCUUUGAUCAGACUGUAGAAGAGACUUUAUCCAAAUAUCUAAAGUGUUAAAUGAAAGUAUAAUUACCAAUAUGGGCUGAUGGCAUCUCCUAUUAUUUAAAAAAAAAAACUUAAAAAGCAGGGGGAGGCAUACACAGUUUCUUAUGUUUUUAAAGUGAUUUUAAAGAUUAACAGAAGAGGGGGCAAAAAAGGACCACGAUAGCUGAAACAGUGGAGGAGUAAGUGUCUGCACGUUACUGUAAACUUGCAUCUAAAAUGUGUUGCUUCUUUGAAGACAUAGUAAGCAUUUAAAAAAAUACAAAAAAAAAUAAAUAAAUGAAUGACUAGUGUACCUACGUAAAGAAAUGCCAUUAAGUCUUGUACGAGGAAAAAUGUUUCUAGAUGUAUCUUGUACGUAUCAUAAUAAACAUGCGUUUGCUGGAUGUAAAUAAUCGCAUGUUGAUGACUAGUUUUGCUACACAGAGAGAAAUCAAUAAAAUUGACUAUUUUUUAUUAACAUUGUUGAUUUAAUUUUUUCUUGGAAAUUUGAAUGGUAGAGAUUUGUCACACGCAUGCCGGCACAAUAUCUGUUAACUCAAACUAGCCUUAAAGCACCAAUUA
Misgurnus anguillicaudatus (oriental weatherfish) is the source of this 4292-nucleotide messenger RNA. It is a transcript of the gene vgf, whose product is annotated as VGF nerve growth factor inducible. NCBI's taxonomy places the organism in Eukaryota, Metazoa, Chordata, Actinopteri, Cypriniformes, Cobitidae. The record is from RefSeq and is a predicted model, not a curated record. Gene Ontology annotation, molecular function: neuropeptide hormone activity.